AGCGGCCCGCCCGCCUCGGGCCCGCCGGACCCGCCCGACCCGCCAGCCAUGGCGGCCGCGGCGGGCAGCCCGCCCGUCACGGUCACCGGCAUGGUCAAGCUGCCGCUGCUCCACGAGGCCCUCACGGGCUGCAUGUCGCUGGGGCACCUGCUGGCGGGCGACGCCGCCACGGCCGCGGCGCUGUGGGCGGGCUAUCGGGAGGAGAGCGUCCUCGGCUCUGGCGCCGCGUCCGCGCUCAGCGCCCUGUGGGGCGACGCCGCGGAGGCCGAGCGCCUCGGGCGGGGCCUGGGCCGCGCCACGGGGCAGGCGCUCCUCGGCGGCGGCCUGCUGAGCGACGUCCCGGUCCUGAAGGAGCUGUCAAAGUGCGGGAAGUCGCUGGGCGACCUGAUCGGGGGCGGCGACGUCGAGUUCGCCCGCAAGCGGUGGACGGUGGAGUGGCACAACGAGGUCACGGAGCCCGGGGCGCUGCCGAAGGCCCUCGUGAGCGUCAGCAUGGCCAGCGGCGGCCUGCUGGUGUGCCUGGCAUCCUCGGGGCUCGCCGCGCCCGCGUACGUGGCGUUCUCCGCCGUGGCGGGCGCGGCCUUCACGGCCGGGGGCGCCGCCGCCUGCCAGGGCAUAGACCAGCUGUCCGGGUUUCGGGAUCUGGGCGACUUCAGCGCGGGCGACAUGAUCGGGUGCGCCAUUGUCGGCGCGGUCGGCUGCGGCGGAACGGGCGCGGCGGGCUGCAUCGCGGCGGACGUGGUGAUCCAGCCCUGGGAGGUGAGGCUGCUGGGCAGCCGCCCCUGCGACGUCGUGCCGGCCCAGCUGCGCCUCCUGCAGCCGGUCGGGCAGCCAGCCUGGAAGUGCGAGGCCGCGCACGAGGGCGACGGCCACGACGACGGGCCCCGCGACGCUCGGGCGCGCGCCCCGGUGCCUGCCGCCAGCGGCCCCGCGGCGCGGCCGAGGCAGGGCCUCUGCACGGGCCCGCCGCCGGGCCGAGCGCAGUGCCAGCCGCGCGUGCGCGGGGCCCGCGUGCGCCGAGGCUGACCGGGCGCGCGCAGCCAUGUUCAGGAGGGGAAGAGACACACAGACACAAUGAAUCGUCGAUUCCCAGGAACAUAGGGGAAAAUCUGGGAAGUGGGGGGG
Prorocentrum cordatum is the source of this 1125-nucleotide messenger RNA. NCBI's taxonomy places the organism in Eukaryota, Dinophyceae, Prorocentrales, Prorocentraceae. The record is from the annotation of a GenBank genome assembly.